Thlaspi arvense is the source of this 2391-nucleotide messenger RNA. Lineage: Eukaryota; Viridiplantae; Streptophyta; Magnoliopsida; Brassicales; Brassicaceae. The record is from the annotation of a GenBank genome assembly.
AAUAGAAAUAAACUCUGUAUAUGUAAAUACAAAGAGAAAUAUUUUUUUUUUUUGUAUUGAUACGUAACAACCACCACCUUAUUGUUCUUAUCCCACCAUAAUACAUGAUUAUGGAAUGACUUUUCAGCAAAACACACCUCAAAAUUUCUCAAUUCUUGGAAUAUGCGGCGGUUACAAUUCAUUUAAUUAUUGUCAGAAACUUAGAAGAUUAUACACGUACCUGUACGUAUGUAACAGCAGAUCUCGUAUAUAGUAUUAUAAAUGGCUCAUUCCUUGUCUAACAAAAAGUCACGCGUGAGAUAUUUAAAGACACUACAAAAGGAGAUCCUUUGCAUCUUCUGUGUUCUUGCUUGCUUUCGUCACUUGCUUUUUUUCCUCCGUGAUUUCUUGAUUCUUCCCGGAUUCUUGAAUUUUUGAGAUGAUUUAAAGGAGGGAAAAAUAAAGAGAGAGAGAGAAGAAGAAGAAGAAGAAGAAGAAAAGCAUCAGUUUUUCUUUUACUUUGGCAUUUCUCUUUCGAAGCAAUGUUGCGAAGGAGACUGCUCAUUCUCUCCUUUCUCGUGUUCGUAUGACAGAUUAAAAAUGUUUUUAAGGGUUUUUGUCUUAUCUGGGCGAUAAUGCCUAGAGAGAGUGUUUAAAAGAUUACUAUUAAAUACUCUUUUUUUUAGAUUUUUGGGUUGUUGAGUUAUUAUCGCUUAAUUACGAUGCAAAGAGUACACAAUAAACCGAUUGAUUCCAUCGGAAAAGCUCCCUCCGCCACUGUUAAACAUCACUUGAUCAAACAGAGCAACGGCGGCGUGACGGCGGCGGAUAUGCAGGAGCCGAGCAUCGAGACUGAUAAGCUCAGCUACGAGAUUUUCUCGAUCCUCGAAAGCAAGUUUCUUUUCGGGUACGAUGAACCCAAGCUCAUGGAAUCCCGGAGCCGAGUCCCGAGCCCCGAGCAGGAAACGCCGGCGGCGGUUGCGGAAGCUAUGAACGGCGUCGUUCAGGGAUCAAUCAAGAACCAGAGAGGGAAAGUCUGUGUUCUGAGCAUCGACGGUGGCGGAAUGAGAGGGAUUAUACCGGGGAAGGCUUUGGCGUAUCUGGAGCAAGCGUUGAAGUCGAAAUCGGGUGACCCGGAUGCCCGAAUCGCCGAUUACUUCGACGUCGCUUCCGGUUCCGGUAUCGGUGGGAUUUUCACGGCGAUGCUUUUCGCCUCGAGCGACGGGGACCGUCCGAUCUUCAAGGCGGAUGACACGUGGCGAUUCUUAGCCAAGAACGGGAAAUGCUUCUACAAGCCACAGCAGGGGAGGAUCCUAAACCGGGUCAUGAAAACCGGGUCGGGUUCGAAGCUUGAGAAAUCGAUGAAGGAGUCAUUCGCUGAGCUAACGCUCAAGGACACGCUUAAACCGGUGCUGAUCCCUUGCUACGACCUCACGAGCUCUGCGCCGUUCCUUUUCUCACGUGCCGACGCUUUGGAAACGGACGGCUACGAUUUCAAGCUGUGGGAGGUUUGCAAGGCCACGUGGGCUGAACCGGGAGUGUUCGAGCCGGUCGAGAUGAGAUCAGUGGACGGCAAGACGCGGUGCGUUGCGGUCGAUGGUGGGUUAGCGAUGAGCAAUCCAACGGCUGCAGCGAUCACUCACGUGUUGCAUAACAAACAAGAGUUUCCUUUUGUUAGAGGCGUUGAGGAUAUGCUUGUGCUGUCUCUUGGGACAGGACAGUUGGUGGAUGUCAAGUAUGAAUGUGAUAAGGUUAUGAAGUGGAAGGCUAAGCAUUGGGCUCGACCCGCGGUUCGGAUUUCUGCUGACGGAGCGGCCGAUACUGUGGACCAGUCGGUUUCCUUGGCGUUUGGUCAGUGCCGUAGGAGUAACUACGUCCGUAUUCAGGCGAAUGGGUCAAGCUUUGGUCCGUGUAGAGCAAACAUAGACACGGACGCGAGUCCGAGCAAUGUGAAUAUGCUGUUGGGAGUAGCGGAGGAGAUGCUGAAGCAGAAGAAUGUGGAGUCGGUUCUGUUUAGUGGUAAAAAGAUCAGUGAAGAAAGCAAUUUCGAGAAGCUUGAUUGGUUAGCCGGUGAGCUCGUGCUUGAACACCAGAGGAGGAGUUGCAGAAUCGCUCCCACUGUAGCGUUCAAGCAAUCAGGCGACAGAAGAACCGAGCAGAAGACGAUGUUCAAGGAUAUUGAUUGUAUGUUUUGAAGAGAUUUAUAUAUCUUCUAAUUUAAGGGUUUUAAUUUGUAUAGAUUAAUGUUUUUGAGUUAUGAGGAGAAAGCGAACAUCAUGUUCCAACGUAGGCCUCUUUCUCGUCUAUUUAUUAUAAAUCGAUCCUAAGAGAUGUGUUAUUUUUGCUUUGUUAGAUGUAAUUUUUAUUGACUCAAAAAGAGCUUUGUUAUAACAAAACUUUGCGAUUCAUAUA